AGCUGUCGGGAGGCUGACGCAGGCUUUUCUUUCAAUUCACUGUACGGGAAGAGAAAGAAGGAGAGAGAGAGGCAGAAAGAGAAGGCAUUUGGCAGACGGCGCAGUGUAUGCCAUGGCUGCGGAGGGGGCAUGAUGCCAUGCCCGGCGCCACUGAAUCCAGCCUGACUUCGGAGGGUGUGUCCACCAAGCCGGGACUCAUCUGAACGGAAAACGUCUCACUUUAAAACCUACAAAAACACACGGAGCGCAGGAUCGCCGGGCGGCUGCGAGGGGUAUCGGGGAGGCUAGCGGAUCGGCUCCCGGAGAAUGGUCCGCUAGCGGGCUGCGAAGGCGGCGCAGCUGGGCGAGGGAAACGGAGACCCAGGGGAGAUGCGUUAAAGGGUUCGCGGACUGAGACGGUUUCCUGUUUUCGGCGACAGCCAGCCCGGCGGAUCCUUGGUGCCGAAGCGGCGGCGAUGCAGACCUUCCUGCGAGGCAAGCGGGUGGGCUACUGGCUCAGCGAGAAGAAGAUGAAGAAGCUCAAUUUCCAGGCCUUCGCCGAUCUGUGCAGGAAAAGAGGCAUUGAAGUGGUCCAGCUCGACCUCAGCCAGCCCCUGGAGGACCAGGGCCCUCUGGACGUUAUUAUCCACAAGCUGACCGACCUCAUCCUGGAGGCCGACCAGAACGACACGCAGUCCCUGCUGCUGGUGCAGCGUGUGCAGGAUUACAUCGAGGCCCACCCAGAGACCAUUGUGCUGGACCCGCUGCCUGCCAUUCGGACCCUGCUGGACCGCUGCAAGUCCUACCAGCUGAUCCACAAGAUUGAGGCUUGCAUGCAAGAUGACCGGAUCUGCUCCCCGCCCUUCUUGGUCCUCAACAGCGAGUGCGGCCCUGACACCCUGGAGCAGAUCAGGGAGCACAAGCUUACGUUCCCCUUCAGUAAGGCCCCCCCCCCCCCUUUUCAUUCUAUGGCCAUCAUCUUCAGCGAGGAGGAUCUGAAGAAUGUCACUCCUCCGUGCGUGAUCCAGAGCUUCAUCAACCACAACGCCAUGCUCUACAAGGUCUUCGUGGUGGGAGAGUCCUACACUGUGGUGGAGAGGCCAUCGCUGAGGAACUUCCCUUCAGGGGCAGCUGACAGACAAGCUAUUUUCUUCAACAGCCACAAUGUUUCCAAGCCAGAGUCGUCUUCUGAUCUGACUUCAAGAGAAAAUGUGGAGGGUGUGUCCUUGCCUCCCAGUGAUGAUGUCAUCAGGGAGCUGUCCCGGUCUCUGCGAGAAGCGCUGGGUGUGUCCCUCUUCGGCAUUGACGUCAUCAUAAACAAUCAGACAGGCCAGCACGCCGUCAUUGACAUCAAUGCCUUUCCAGGAUAUGAAGGCGUCCCGGAGUUCUUCACUGACCUGUUGAACCACAUAAUAAACGUCCUGCAGGCCCAGGCAUCAGAGAGCGCCCCCUCUGGGCCGCAGAAUGGCAGCGCGGCGGGACAGACCCCAGCCGGCGGUGAGCGCGGCUGCGCGAGUCCGUCCGGCUGCUGCAGCAUGCUGGGAAAAGACGGCAGCCCUUGGAUCGUGGAAGCGGAUGGGGGCAAGAAAGGUCCCCACCAGAGACUGGGUUGCAACUCUGCAGUCUCUCCCAACUUCCAGCAGCACUGUGUGUCUACGAUAGUCACCAAGGCCUCGUCCCAGUGACUGCCUCUGCCUCAGUCACUUGCACCCCACCCCCCCUAAACGCGACGACGGUGAUUAUAAUGAUUAUGAUAAUUUGUCUGUAAUCAAACCAACGCUCUCCUUUGGUGGUCUUGGUGACAAUGGAAGUGACACCUAUUUGUUUCUGUGUGUGUUUUCUUUUCCCCCUGUUAACAUUGCGUACUGUACAGACACUUGGACGUCAUUGAUGCUCCUGGUCUAGGUUUGCUUUACAUUUCCUCCAAAUGCCAUCCCAGCAUUACCACCAGUGUAGGGCUCAAGACUGGGUGUGGCUUCAGGUUGAAGCUGGGUCCUGGGUCAGUCCGCUGUCUGUUCAGCAUGUCUCCAUCCCGUGUGCAGAAUUCUUCUAUUCAUUCAUACAUGUUUUUCUUUUUUUUCCACUAAUUAACGUAAGGGGCGGGGAAUUUUUAAACCAAAAUGAUUUCCAUACCUAUCAUUAAAGGAGAACACCCACAUAAUAUAGUGAAGGAGCCCUCUUAUUUUUAAACAGCCCCCCUUUUUACCUUGAGAUGGCUGUUCACAAAAUAUGAUGUGACCCCCCCCCCCCCCGCAUUUGCUCCUUUCUCUUGACAUCACUGUGGCAAUGUGCUGGUGUGGCUUGGUUGCUAUGGUGGUGGAGAUUCAGCUGGAGGUGACGACCUUCAGCUUUCCACAGUACUCAGACACAGGGCAUUCAGCAGACCUCAUGCAUUCCACAUCUUCCUCAACUUCUUGACAUAGUUUAGCGUUUUUAUUGCUUCUUAAAAAAAUACUAUUUUUCAAAUGUGAUGUUUAUAGCCAUAGCAUAAAUUAUUCUUCCUCAAAAAAGGGCUCCUACUUUUUUUUUUUUUUUUGGAUGUGAACUAGCUUAAAAAAAUCUUGGAGAUUCACAAAUUUGGAAGGUUAAAUGGAAUUUUCUCUGUCCUGUCCCUGGCAAAUUGUAACAUUCCUGCUAUGGUCCACUAGAGGCAGCAUUGAGCAGACAGAUUUUGUAAGUUUCCAUUCUGGUCCACUUGAGGCAGUGGCGUGCUCUGUCAGCAUCUGUGCCCCAGCCUUGGGCCCUGCAUGUCUCCAUUCUCCUAGGUUUCCCAGCAAAGUAAUGGCCCCCUAAGGCGUGCCGUGUCAAUCUGUUGAUGUGGUUGUGAUGUCAAACGUGAGAGGUCGUGGAAGUUUUCAACUCCUGUUUUAUCUUCCAGCUGUUCACUGUGAGAUUACUUUAUUUCCCUCCUGUCCAUUUCCUCAAUAUUCUUAAAAACACACACAAAAAAAGAAAUUAUUUUAUUGAGAUUGACUUAUAUUUAUAUAAAUAGGGGUAGAAUUAAUAAGUGAGCAGAAGAAGAACAAACCAUUUUGAAUAGAGGCUAUUGCCCUCUAGUGGUGAGUGGCUUCCUCCAAUGUGUAUGUAGAGCUCCACUGGGCUUGUGUGGGUGUGGCUUAAUUGCUUAUCCAAUGGAUGAGAACUGAGGGGACUGAGGAAGAAAGGCGUGGCAUUUUGAUAGUGCUGUUAUUUCCUGCAUGGUUGUCCUCUUCAGUGUGCUCCGAGUGGGAAGUAGUGUCAGCAUUGAUAACUGCUCUAACCUGACCUGUCUGCUUCCACCGUAAUGUUUACUUUGAAAUGUUAUAUAUCUAUAUAUAAUAUAUAUGUAUGUAUACAUUAUAUACACAUAUAUGAAUACAUACAUGCCUAAAUGGUGUUUUUGUAACAGUUCAAAAGGAAAAACAAAUUUUUGUGACUUUUUUAAUUAAAUGAACCAUCUGGGUAAAAAAAUUAAAUAAAUACAAAAAUAUGAUGUUA
Molecule: messenger RNA, 3456 nt
Organism: Paramormyrops kingsleyae
Lineage: Eukaryota; Metazoa; Chordata; Actinopteri; Osteoglossiformes; Mormyridae
Source: RefSeq, a predicted model, not a curated record